CCGCUGGCCAGCCAGCCAGUGGAGUAGAGACUAACUGAGAGAGGGGAAGGCAGGAAAAAGGGGGCUGCGACAAAUUCAUCCUCACUUCCAGAAAUCGGUGGCACCCUUGCUGAAAAUCAAAUCAGCUGGAAGCCUACAGAAACAGCAAGAAAGCAGAUAUAUACAUUAAGCGCCACAAACUCAACUCUCCUCUCCUCUAUUUUCUUUUCUUCCCUCUCUCUCUCUCUCUACCUCACCCCCUCUCUCUCUUCCAGUCCCCAAAUUCCUGGUCUCCAUGCUCCAUUGUAGGGAUACCAUGCUGUUCUUGGCUCUCCUGGUAAAGGUGACUUGGAUCCUGGCUGCAGAAGGCGGUCACCACUGGACAUAUGAAGGCCCACAUGGUCAGGACCACUGGCCAGCCUCCUACCCUGAGUGCGGAAGCGAUGCUCAGUCUCCCAUCGACAUCCAGACGGUCAGUGUGACGUUUGACCCCGAGCUGCCGGCUCUGCAGCCCCAUGGGUAUGACCAGCCGGGCACUGAGCCUUUGGAUCUACUCAACAACGGCCACACAGUACAGCUCUCUCUGCCUCCUACCCUGUACCUGGGUGGACUGGCCCAGAAAUAUGUAGCUGCCCAGCUCCACCUGCACUGGGGUCAGAAAGGGUCCCCCGGGGGAUCAGAGCACCAGAUCGACAGUGAAACCACAGCUGCAGAGCUCCACAUUGUACAUUAUGACUCAGAGUCUUAUGACAGUUUGAGUAACGCUGCUCAGAGGCCUCAGGGUCUGGCUGUCCUGGGUGUCCUAAUUGAGGUGGGUGAGAAUGAGAAUCCAGCUUACGAACAUAUUCUCAGUCAUUUGCAUGAAAUAAAACAUAAAGAUCAGAAGACCUCAGUGCCUCCCUUCAACGUGAGAGGACUGCUUCCCCAACAGCUGGAACAGUUCUUCCGUUACAAUGGCUCCCUCACAACACCCCCCUGCUACCAAAGUGUGCUCUGGACAGUUUUCAAUCAAAGAGCCCAGAUUUCAAAGGGACAGCUGGAAAAGCUUCAGGAAACACUGUUUGCCACGGAAGAGGAACCAUCUGAACCCCUGGUACAGAACCACCGGGCCCCGCAGCCUCUCAACCAGAGGACGGUUUUUGCUUCCUUCAUGCAAGCGGGACCCUUGUAUACUACAGGAGAAAUGCUGGGCCUAGGUGUGGGAAUCGUGGUUGGCUGUCUCUGCCUUCUGUUGGCCAUUUACUUCAUAGCUAGAAAGAUUCGGAAGAAGAGGCUGGGAAACCGGAAGAGUGUGGUCUUUACUUCAGCCAGAGCCACCACAGAGGCAUGAACUCUCUCUCUCAGACACCAUGGAUGCCUUCUCCUCAUUCCCACCAGGGAGCCUCUACAAGGGGGUGCAGGAAUGGGUUAGAAAACAGAGCUAGUAGCAGUAGGCAGAUAGAUCCCUAAACUUCUGGACGUGUCCCCAGGGGAGCAAGGUCCCAGGCCUCUUUCUUCAAGGAGGAACUGGGCCCUCUGCCUCUAUAAGCAUGUGGAGGGUCAGGAGAGCCGUUUUAGUGCAGACAGCAAGCUAGGUUUAGUUUUAAGGGAAAUUGGGGGUGUCCCCCACCCCACACCUUCACAUCCCUCCUCUAGAUAGACUCCCGGAUUUCCCCUUAGGAAAAGGGGCUGCUGCUGGAAUUAUAUUUUUCUGCUGAAUAUAUAUUUGGAAAUUAAAGUUUCUGACCUUAA
This is a messenger RNA of Jaculus jaculus (lesser Egyptian jerboa), 1710 nucleotides long. RefSeq names its product carbonic anhydrase 14 (gene Ca14). The transcript is spliced from 11 exons. NCBI's taxonomy places the organism in Eukaryota, Metazoa, Chordata, Mammalia, Rodentia, Dipodidae. Gene Ontology annotation, cellular component: plasma membrane. Gene Ontology annotation, molecular function: zinc ion binding; carbonate dehydratase activity. The record is from RefSeq and is a predicted model, not a curated record. Bases 275 to 1309 code for a protein of 344 amino acids.